Triplophysa dalaica is the source of this 431-nucleotide messenger RNA. RefSeq names its product ribosomal protein L31 (gene rpl31). The transcript is spliced from 5 exons. The coding region runs from base 20 to 394 and encodes 124 amino acids. NCBI's taxonomy places the organism in Eukaryota, Metazoa, Chordata, Actinopteri, Cypriniformes, Nemacheilidae. Gene Ontology annotation, cellular component: cytosolic large ribosomal subunit; ribosome. Gene Ontology annotation, biological process: cytoplasmic translation. Gene Ontology annotation, molecular function: structural constituent of ribosome. The record is from RefSeq and is a predicted model, not a curated record.
CCCUUACUGAUCUAACAGAAUGGCUCCUCUGAAGAAGGGUGAGAAGAAGAAGGGUCGUUCGGCCAUCAAUGAGGUGGUGACACGCGAGUACACCAUCAACAUCCACAAACGCAUCCAUGGCAUGUCUUUCAAGAGGAGAGCUCCUCGUGCACUGAAGGAGAUCCGUAAGUUUGCCGUAAAGGAGAUGGGAACACCAGACGUCCGCAUCGAUACUCGUCUCAACAAGGCUGUGUGGGCUAAAGGCAUCAGGAACGUGCCGUACCGCAUGCGUGUGCGUCUCUCCAGGAAACGUAAUGAAGAUGAAGAUUCCCCAAACAAGCUGUACACACUGGUCACAUACGUCCCUGUCACCACGUACAAAGGUCUUCAGACUGUAAAUGUGGAUGAAAAUUAAGUUUCUCAUGGCCAUUGAAAUAAAAACAUAAAAGGAA